GAUAUUCCAGUAGUUUCCACCCUCUGCACUAAAAAACGUUUUCCACAGACACACUCACAUAGAUUAUAUAUAUAUAACACCAAAGUGUGCAAUUCACUUGAAACCAAACAAGAUCAUAGAAAACCCAAAGCUACAGAGAAGAAAGAGCUUAUCAACAUAUAAGCACUAGCUAGGACACACCUAACAUGUACACUUCAUCAUACAAGCAAUCUUUGGCCAUGGCAGAUCAAUUCCAAGCUGGGAUUUGUGGCGAAAACUGGUGGAAUUCGUCGAAAAGCACGUAUGGAUCAUCGCUUUGUUCGCCUUCCAUCAAUGAUAUGGGAAGCUUCGGAUGGCCAAGUGAGUUGGUGGACAUAAAGGCAAGGUCUUGUGACGAGUCUUGCUCAGUUUCUGGUGAGUCCAUGAUUGUCCAAGGCAUGCAAAAACCUCAGCAGCCCGACUCCGAUUCAACUUGGCAAAUGAUGGUUACAACUGAUUGCAACAAAGGUUCACUUGGAAGAGCUGAGAGCAACUAUCAUUAUCCAGUGCUACAAGAAGAUAUGAAUUCGAGAUUGAAUUAUAAACAAGCAGAGAUGGAUUGUCCUCAAAUCGAAAAGGAGUGGAGUCCAAGCAACUUAGGCCAAGAUUCGUCGAUUGAUGCUUUCAAACCGAUGAAUCAAUUAGGGUUUUCCCUAGAUGAGUCAUGUUUGAACAGUGUCACUAGCUCCGGUAACUGCACCCCGGCUUGCCAAGGCAUAGCUACCGGCUUUUCAACGUGUUCAGCUUCAUAUAGCACUUCAAAAUUGCUGCAAACUCUAUUUGAUAUCGAGCCUCAACCACAAAAAUCUCAAUUUGACAAGCCAUCAAUGAACAUUCCAUCUCUACCAAAUUACCGGCCAAACUUAAGUAGUUUUUCUCCUUCUUUGCCUAAAUUAUCUACCUUGUUGAACCCUUCCAUGUCAAAACUAGAACCUACAAAUCAUUUUCUCUUCAACAAUAACACACCCUUAUACAAAUCACAGUUUCUCGCGUCCACGUUUGAAGAGAAGCCCAAGUGUCCCAACCUCACUGCAAAGCCUGGUUGUAAGGAUGAUGUUCAAUUCUCGAGCUCAGUGGUGAAGAAUGGCAGCAGUGAACCGGCACUUAAAAGACAAAGGUUUGAUACCCCAUCACCAUUGCCGACUUUUAAGGUCCGAAAAGAAAAGCUAGGGGACCGAGUCACUGCCCUCCAGCAAUUGGUUUCGCCUUUUGGAAAGACUGAUACUGCAUCGGUUCUCCAUGAAGCUAUCUUGUAUAUCAAGUUUCUCCAUGAUCAAGUCCGUGUUUUAAGUACUCCAUAUAUGAAAAAUGGACCUCCCAUUCAGCACCAACAGACUGGCGAUAAUUUGAAGAUUGACUCAGAAGGGCCAAACCAAGAGCUAAGAAGCCUCGGACUUUGCCUCGUGCCAAUAUCGAGCACUUUUCCAGUUGUUAGCGAGACCACUGCUGAUUUCUGGACCCCCACAUUUUGAUGAACAUUAGGUAAGAGCUAGAGGAGAUGGAGAAGCUAAAGAAGUACUUCAAUCUUCCCGGCCUGCAACUAAUGCAAAAUAAAUGUCUGACAAAUUGGCUAUAUAUGAUAAUUCAAGUUUGGAAAGAAAACAACAAUUGAAAGCUUGGAAGGCACAUUUGUGGUGUUGUGCAAGUCUUGAACAAAAGCAAGACAAAGGAAAAGGAAGAAAGAGAAAAAGAAAAAGGGGCGACCGACCCUUCAAGGAAGGACAAGCAAUGUUUGGCCAGAUGCAGGCAAAUUAUGUAGCCUAGAAAAGAUGUUUAGGUAACAUUUGUAGGAUAAUAAUGUGCAGUGAUAAUUAAUCUAUAUCUAUAUAUAUAUAUAUAUAGUUAGAGAUGGAUUAGGAACAAGUGCUAAAUUUAGUGGAAAAGUUUGGGUUAGUAGGGCAUAUGUUGGUAGUUGAGCUAAAUUUAGCAGAAAGAUGGUGAUAUGUUAAGGGAGUUUUGUUCCUGAUUCUAUAUGUAUGUAGGGUUGGCACCAGUUCUUAUUUUAUGAGAAAGAGAUUAACAUGAGAAAAAGGAGUAGAGAUAAAAAGAUCAUUAUUAUUGAAUUCAAGAACAGAAAAGAGUGAGUUUGUGGAGCUCA
Messenger RNA from Cornus florida, 2116 nucleotides. Its product is annotated as transcription factor bHLH112-like. The transcript is spliced from 7 exons. Gene Ontology annotation, cellular component: nucleus. Gene Ontology annotation, molecular function: protein dimerization activity; RNA polymerase II cis-regulatory region sequence-specific DNA binding; DNA-binding transcription factor activity, RNA polymerase II-specific. Lineage: Eukaryota; Viridiplantae; Streptophyta; Magnoliopsida; Cornales; Cornaceae. The record is from RefSeq and is a predicted model, not a curated record. Gene Ontology annotation, biological process: regulation of transcription by RNA polymerase II. The coding region runs from base 186 to 1490 and encodes 434 amino acids.